Coccidioides immitis RS is the source of this 879-nucleotide messenger RNA. Its product is annotated as 60S ribosomal protein L37. The coding region runs from base 59 to 337 and encodes 92 amino acids. Gene Ontology annotation, cellular component: cytosolic large ribosomal subunit; ribosome. Gene Ontology annotation, biological process: translation. The record is from RefSeq and is a predicted model, not a curated record. Lineage: Eukaryota; Fungi; Ascomycota; Eurotiomycetes; Onygenales; Onygenaceae. Gene Ontology annotation, molecular function: RNA binding; structural constituent of ribosome. The transcript is spliced from 5 exons.
CGACAACGACGACACGACCAGCGCUUCCAACGGCAAUAUCGAGAGUUCCUAAUCCAAGAUGACGAAGGGAACAUCCAGCUUUGGCAAGCGCCACAACAAGACGCACACUCUGUGCCGACGAUGCGGUCGCCGAUCUUUCCACAUCCAAAAGCACACCUGUGGCUCCUGCGGUUAUCCAGCUGCUAAGAUGCGGAAAUAUAACUGGGGUGAGAAGGCCCUUCGACGCAGAACCACCGGCACUGGUCGCAUGAGAUACCUUAAGGUCGUCCAGAGACGAUUCAAGAACGGCUUCCAGACCGGAACCCCCAAGGGCGCUCGGGGACCUCAGACCGCAUAGAUAAUGUCCGUUUCGUUUUCUUCGGUUUCUAGGGGUAUUUAGGAAAAGGUUUACCAUACCAUUUUCCAUCAUGAGGAGCGGGUAAUUGAAUCUUGCUGGGACCAACUAGCUGUUUUUAUGAGCUUAGUUUGUUUUUUACGCGGCGUGGUAUCCCGACAAAUUCAAUUUUAUGAUCGAAUCUACCAAGAAGAUCAAGUUCAUGGACCGGAAAAUAUGGAAAUAAACGGAGUGCAUGGGUCUUUUCUCUUGUUAGAUACUGACAGGAAUCCAUUUUCGCCCGGAAUGACAAGGACGAUUUGGUUUCGCUAAUACUUUUGUACCUUCUCCCAACUUGCCAACUCCGAGAUUACCUUCGCAGGCCCAUUCGACAUAAUGUCAUUUUCUCCUGCAGUGCGAACACUUUCCCAGCGGACUGCUAUUGGAUAUUGAUGGAAUAACCUAUGGUUGUUUUUCCUAUGGUGGACUUAUUCUAUUCGCCCCUCCCAAAAACUCGCACCGCGCCAUCGCCCUGAACGUAAUACAAUACUUCUUUCGGCUCCAAA